AUGUCUGUGGACAUGAACAGCCAGGCGUCUGACAGCAAUGAGGAAGACUUUGGGGUGAACUCUGAAGAAGAAGAGGAGGAUGAGGACGACGGAGGGGAAGAGGAGGAUCAAGGGGAUAUCGAAACCUACUACGACGGCGUGGCCGGCGAUGUGGAGCAACAGGGAGCUGACUCUUUUGAUCCUGAGGAGUAUCACUUCACUUGUCUCACAUACAAGGAGAGUCAACGGGUUUUGAGUGAGGAGGUCAACAUUGUUGCUGCUGCGCUGAAGGUUUUACCGGCUGUUGCAAAGCUGAUCCUCGUGCAUUUUCACUGGCAGGUCUCACAAAUACUGGACAGGAAUAAGUCCAGUGUGUCCCUGGUGUUGUCAGACGCUCUGGUUCAGCCUAGCAGUACUUCCAGAGCGGUCAUUGCCCCUCAAUCCCUGCAGUGUGGCGUGUGUCUCCAGCUAGUACGGAGAGAUUCCCUCCUGGCGCUGCCCUGCCAGCACUCCUUCUGCAAAGCUUGUUGGGAGCAGCACUGCACUGUACUGGUCAAAGAUGGUAUAGGAGUGGGCGUCUCGUGCAUGGCUCAGGAUUGCUCCCUGCAAAUGCCAGAAGAUUUUGUCCUGCCUCUACUGCCAGGAGAGGAGCUGAAGGACAAGUAUAGACGCUACCUCUUCAGAGACUAUGUAGAGAGUCACUUCCAAUUGCAACUGUGUCCGGGUGCAGACUGCCCCAUCGUCAUUAAGGUGCAGGAGCCACGUGCGCGCAGGGUGCAAUGUAGUCGAUGCAGUGAGGUCUUCUGUUUUAAAUGCCGUCAGAUGUACCACGCACCCACCGACUGCGCAACCAUCAGGAAAUGGCUCACAAAAUGUGCAGACGACUCGGAGACGGCCAACUAUAUCAGUGCACACACUAAAGAUUGUCCAAAGUGCAAUAUAUGCAUUGAGAAGAAUGGAGGGUGCAAUCACAUGCAAUGUUCCAAGUGCAAGCAUGACUUCUGCUGGAUGUGUCUGGGUGACUGGAAGACACAUGGCAGUGAAUACUACGAGUGCAGUCGCUACAAAGAAAACCCCGAUAUAGUCAACCAGAGCCAGCAGGCUCAAGCCAGAGAGGCUCUCAAGAAAUAUCUCUUCUACUUUGAGAGGUGGGAGAACCAUAACAAGUCUCUACAGCUGGAGGCUCAGACGUAUCAAAGGAUCCAGGAGAAGAUCCAGGAGAGAGUGAUGAACAACCUUGGAACCUGGAUUGACUGGCAGUACCUUCAUAAUGCUGCAAAGCUUCUAGCGAAGUGUCGCUACACACUGCAGUAUACGUAUCCUUAUGCCUAUUACAUGUCUGGCCCACGCAAAAAACUGUUUGAGUACCAGCAGGCCCAGCUGGAGGCGGAGAUUGAGAACUUGUCGUGGAAAGUGGAGCGGGUGGACAGCUACGAGAGGGCAGUGGUGGGAGGCGAGGUAGAUCUCAGUGCCAGCGACAGAGGGGAGCUGGAGAAUCAGAUGCACAUUGCCGAGCAAAGGCGACGCACGCUGCUGAAGGAUUUCCACGACACCUGAAGCGCCAUUGAGACUGCAGAGCACCAGCAUCUCUUUUGUCCGUCCUUUCUACUUUCCUACCUUCCCUCCGUUACUUGCCCCACUUAACGUUUGCUUCCUUCAGUGACCACACCCGGGCUGAAGUCCGGUGUCCUUUUCCUUAUCAGAAACGCUCAUUUCCUUUGUCACUUUCUGUCUUUCUCUCUUCCUUAUCUCACUCCUAAAAUGCUGCAAAGUCAUGAAAUGGCACGAUUGUAUCUCUUGCCCCACCCUCCUCUCAUGGUCUAUCACCAUGUUUCGGCUUUAACACCAUCACCCAAGUUAAACAUCUUGAUCAGAGCCCACCGUUAAUGUUUCGGCUUUAACACCAUCACCCAAGUUAAACAUCUUGAUCAGAGCCCACCGUUAGAAUCUAAUGUGUGUCUCAAAUACCGUUAAAUGUCGAGCAUCAUACUGGUCCCAGACACACAAAAAGAUAGAAUAAUGAAAAAAUAUAUAGAAAGGUCAAAUCAGUCAACAGUCAUCAGUAGUGUUACUACUAGUGCUGAGACCAUAAAGCCUAGUCGACACUUUGUGGCAGUUCUAUCGCACACAUUUACAUAUGACAUGUAUUUGUGUUUUCAUUUAGUUGGCUAAUUUAAUUUAUAAGUAAUCCAAGCCAUCUGCAUCCUUCUUACAUAACUUGGGCAAAAUGUAGCAUUUUAAUUUGCAUGGUACAUUGUUCACAUACAGAACAUAAUGCAGAUGAACGCGUGUUGUUUUGUUUUGGGGAAUUUCUGGGCCACAAUCAACACACUUUACACGUGAUUUUUGUCAUUGCCAAACAUAAAAUACUUUGACCACAAAUGCCAGAAAAAAGCUGCUAGUUGUUAUGAUCUUGGAAAAAUAAAUUGAUCCUUAGAUGCUCUCUGCUCAUAUUACUUCAAACAGGGUGGGCAACCUACAAAGAAUGUGCCCCUUGAUUCGGCCUGCCACGAAAGUUUGAAAACGUAUAUCUCACAUACCGUGUUAUAAAAAGCACCAGAAUAUAAAUGCUCACAAGAAGAGUUCUUUUUAAUCCAUUAUGAUUACCUGAGCUGCAAAUAUACAAACUUUAACUUUAUCCUGUUGAAUCGAUUCAGCGCAUCUGCUUCACCGUUCUCAGGUGGAUAAAAUCCUUAAUUGACUCUGUGAACAAAUUCAAAGAUAACACGACAUAGAGUCGGCACACCGUUAACUGCUCAUGACAGAUCAUAGGUGUAGUAUUUUUCAUUUCACUUAGUACAACAACACACAUGAGGCAUUCAGUCUGCCAAACAUUUAUUGUACUCCUUUCCCCUGAUUUGGAUGCUCUCUCUUGUGUUGAUCGCCACCAUUUCAUCAUUUUGGGGCUUUGGUUUUUCUCCUCUCUUCCUUGCUCACAUUGUUCACAUUUCUUCUGGAUAAAAAUGGCUGUUGAUAGAUGGUUCCAAAAAAGAAAGAAUAAAGAAAAAGCUUCCAAAAAGUGCUGUAAUUUUCAACAGUUGUACAUUAAUACAGAAAAUAGAAUUACUGAGAGAGUUUUUAAAACUGAAA
Molecule: messenger RNA, 3069 nt
Organism: Syngnathus typhle (broad-nosed pipefish)
Lineage: Eukaryota; Metazoa; Chordata; Actinopteri; Syngnathiformes; Syngnathidae
Gene: arih2
Product: ariadne homolog 2 (Drosophila)
Exons: 14
Coding region: 1-1536 (511 amino acids)
Biological process (GO): positive regulation of proteasomal ubiquitin-dependent protein catabolic process; ubiquitin-dependent protein catabolic process; protein polyubiquitination
Cellular component (GO): ubiquitin ligase complex; cytoplasm
Molecular function (GO): ubiquitin conjugating enzyme binding; zinc ion binding; ubiquitin protein ligase activity
Source: RefSeq, a predicted model, not a curated record